UUUCUCGCCGACCGCCGCGCCGCGAGGACGCCUUGUGAUGAGCAGCUCGUUUUGACGCGAUAUGGCCUCGUCCACGAACGGCAACAUCGUCGUCGAGUGGUUGCGUUCGCUCCACCUGGCCCAAUAUUCGGAGAGCUUCAUAGACAACGGCUACGAUGACUUAGAAAUAUGUAAACAGGUCGGAGAGCCCGACUUGGACGCUAUCGGCGUCUUGAACCCCGCACACCGUCAGAGGCUGCUGCACUCCGUGCGAUCGCUGAGAGAGGAGGGUGCAGCGGCCGUGUACUUCACGUUGGAGGAAGCGGCCGCCGCUUCCUGUCGGUGCGAGGAGGAAGUGCGGAAGGAGCAGGCGACUGCGACAGUCGAACCGGCGAAAUAUGCCGACGAGUACGAGGAGGGGAAGGCCGAGCUGGUGAAGAUUCCACGGAUACAGUUGAAGAGGUUGCUACGGGAACGCCUAGCACAGGAUGGCAUCCGUCUCAGUCUCCAGCCCUACUCGACAACGGACGGUGACCGCGGAUAUUUGGAGGGGCUCGCGUCACGGUACGCCGAUCUGUUCUCGACCCACUAUGGCGACGUGCUGGAUCACCUGGAAGAGCUAAGGCGGCACGAGUGGGAGGAGAUGUCCCCCCGGAUGCGGGUGCUGGGGGGUCCGGGCACGCCGCAGACCCCCCCGUCCGCGAGCCCGGGUUCCCUCGCCCUCAACAACCUGACCACGUCACACUCGCAACCUAUAUACGUGCCUGGAAAAUACUCGCCCUCAAGUUGUCUCACCGACAAGGAGGAGGACGAGAUUUACGGUUUCGGAUACGGCGUCUUCGGGAAACAGAUGUUGCAUCGUCAGCAACAACAGAAACAAUUGUUGCUGGCCCAGCCCAACCAGCCGCUCAUACAUAACCAGCAACAUAACUAUCAGAGCUGCCUAAGCCCCAGAUCGGCGUAUUUCUAUGAAUUCCCUCCUAGUGAUAACUGCCUCGGCACUGCCAAGAAGAAAGUGACCACGUUUUCAAGACUGCUACGCGGACUAAAGUCGCAUAGGAAAGAGAAACAUGGGUCUUGUUCGCCUAAACACUCUCACAGCCCGAGACAGAUCCUACCACCUCAAAGGGUGGAUACUCCGGACAGCGUACUCCAAAGUGGUUUAGGCCUAGGCCCGGGGCCAGAUACGGCUCUGAGGUCCAUGGUUGACCCGCGAGACUAUGACCGCCUCCGCUUCUUUCAAAUGAGUGCCGCCCAACCAAACACCUUCGAAGAGACGAUACAUAGGUUAAAAGUUCAAGAAGCGAUGAAAAAGAAGGACAAAAUAGCGCGAGAGCAAGAGGAGAUUCUAAGGGAUUUACGACAUGGAGUCAUGAAUAUGGGCAGAGACGGUGUCCGGGGACCAUUUAUCGACGACACGUACAUGUACGACGACGACGCGAGAGGCCUGUCCGGGCGAGGACAUUGGUACGAUGAACCUCCGUACGAGAGCGACCCCGAAGACUUCCUAAUGGGUGGAGGGACACCGGCGGCGUCGUUUCAGAAUGGCCGAGUUUGCUUUACCCUAAAUCUAAGAAACGAGACUAGAGGUGAAGGCGUUAUAUCAUUACGAAGCGCCGGCGACAUAAGCCUAGCGAGGGCCCCUCGGAGAGGAUUAAUAAUUCCACAAAGCGGGCCGUACCCCACUACUGUGAUACCCUUACGAACGCCGAGAGAUAGGGAAAGCGGAGAUUACGCCGCAUCUGACAUUCAAUCGAUAGGAUCGAGGUUAUCGGGCAUAUCGUUAGAAUCCAGCCGAUCCGAACGGGAUUCCAGAAGAGGCUAUCGACAAAUGUCGGGUUAUCGGAUAGGAAUAGAUCCUUUAUCGCCGGCGUCUUCGGAUUACGAAGAUCAAGAGAGCGAAACAGACUCGCAGCAUAUAGCCACAGUGCAUAAGUCCGCGGAAGAAUGUGAGGGCGUUUCGAAUUUAGCCGGAAAAGUGAGGGGUUUAAGACAAGAUGUACAAAGGAAAAUUUCAAGAUUAAGACAAGAAAGGGGUCCCGACGGUAUCGACCGACGUACGAGCGGCGACCAAGCGUUUCCGUGUUCCAAUAGUUCUUUUGAAAGUCUUCCCAGCGGCUCAGGCAGUAGCACCCAAGCAUUGGUACGCGCUGGUAGUAAUCACUCAUCUCUCUCGGCAGAAGAAAACAUAGAAUUAAGUCCGGCCGGGCGGAGCUUACUGGUACCGCAAAUGCUGUGUCGGGCGCGGGCACUCAUCGAUUACACGCCUAAUAUUUACGAGAAAGACGCCUUGAGAUACAAGAAAGGAGACAUCAUCGAAGUUAUCAACAUGAAUGCAUCCGGGAUCUGGCGCGGCGUUCUAAAUAAUAAAGUAGGAAAUUUCAAAUUCGCGAAUGUCGAAGUUUUGUCCGAGAGGGACACUAUGAGAUCUAGAACGUCUAAAUGGUGCAAGAGUCGAGAGAGGCUCUGGGAAACGAGACCGAGGACCGUAGAGGAGUUGUUGAGGAGAAUAGAUCUGCCGGAAUACAUGGUCGCUUUCUCGAGAAACGGCUACGAGGACAUAGAGUUGUUCAAAGAAAUUGAGCCGUCAGAUCUAGACUACUUGGGAAUCAUGACCCCCGAUCAUCGCACCCGGAUAUUGGCCGCUGUACAACUGCUGCACCAGCUCGAAUGUGGCGAAGGAGAAGGAGAAGGCGGGGGCUCCAGCUCGGAGGGCGGUGACUCCCCGUUCGGUCGCCGGCAGUUCCCCCGCGACUCCGGGUGCUAUGAGGCCAGCGUGGGCGUCGGCGGGAUCAAGGUGCGGACCUCCCCGCUCGUCCACCGAACUGACGAGCCGUCCCACCGACCGCCGGACCCGGCGCCCACCGCGAAACGCUCCAUCCGUCGACGGCAGCCCGACGACGCAGAAUGCGACAGAAUCGAGAGAUACCCCGGCACGGUGGUCGAGAAGAGCGUGAUCAGGGGGGGAGGUCUGCCGGGCGGCGCUCGCGAUGACACCUGCGAGUCGGAUCACAAGCUGAAUGUGGUGAAGUUCGUGGCGGGCGGAGAGCCGUGCGCCUCCGAGAAGAGCAGCGACUCGGGGGUGAGCAGUUCCUCGUUGAGCUCGGCGCACCCGCAUCGUCCCUGAGCUAGGCCCUCCGCGCCCGCGCUCGCAUAGACGCUGGCGCGGGCGCGCGCGCACUCUGCGCACACGCCCGCUCACCUCAUUGACUCUGAAUCUUCUGAAACUCCCGAUCUUUAGAAACUAUCAAAUACUUUCGUCUACUUAAUAAACCUCUAUAGUACCUCCAUGCUCAAUCGAAGAAAUAAAUUCUUUUUUAUAUCUAAGUUUAUAUAGCGUUUAAAUAUUUUAAACGCAUAGUAACUGCAUUACUCGAAAUAUUUGACAUUAUACAUCAUGUGUACAGUAAAAUUUUAAUAGCUCCAUAAAAUUGUUUAGAAACGUAAUUUUCAAAAUUUUUGUCUGGAUCUAUCACUUUGUCAGUUCAUAAACGAAAAGCGCAGAUAUAAGCUACUUAACUAUCUGAAUAGAAUUUUUUAACAAUGGUUAAUUAGGCCUAUAGCUUCUUUUGAUUGUAAUAGUAUGGAGUUGACAUUGCACAGAAGAUACAAAAAAUACUUUUCAUUGUCAUAUCUGUCACGGCUUGUAAUAGAUUCAAGGAUUAUAUCGGUCUAAUAGUAAAAUGUUAUAAAAAUAUAAUAUUGCGUUAGUUUUUAUUAUUCGUAGUAUUGCGUAGUUCCUUUCAAUGUUAUUAUUUGUUCUUUGUGUCAUGGGUUCAUGAUUGAUCGUAACAUUUUCCAAUUUGUUAAUGAUUUUGGUUCUACUUCGAAUAAUUUAACAGAGACGUAUCAUAACAGUGUUCGUUACAUAAUCGCUUAAUUAAGUAAUUUCUGAAAAGUUUUACAGAUCGUAAUCAAGACUGAAUUAAAGUAAUCAUUUCACAACUGACCCGACUGGUGCUUAUAAGGCUUUUACGUAAAUUAAAUUUCGAUGAAUUUAUUGUUUAUCCCUUUGCAAUUGCUUAUGUUCUACUGUAUUCAAUCGAAAAUUGUUCAAUCGAUCUGUUCUUUAGACUUAGGAGUUUGAACAGUUUUUGGACAAUAUCUACCUAGUGCAAAGAUUCUAGAUUGUUCUUAUACUAGAUGUAUUGCAGUGUUACUUAAAUUUAGCUUUGUAUCAUUCCGUUCUUUUCUAGCAUAUCACGGUAAAUGACGAUGAAUACUUUAGUUGCUUUGAUAAUUUAUACUCUGUUCAAGAUUCUUAUUAAUUUAUACAAUACUUUAAUAUAGAUUGCCGGAGAAUCUGCAAUUUGAAAUAGAAUAAUACGGUAUUAAAUAUAUAUUUGCUUGAAAUAUAAUAUCGAACAGAGUAUAAAUAAACUUAGUUAUAUAAAAUGUUAUUUUAGGGCAAUAAACCAGUAACGUCUGGUGCGUUUAACGCGCGUUUUCGAUAGCAAUAAUUGUAUAUAAUUUAAUAGAUAGGCUAAUUAUUGUAUGUUAAAUUAAAUUUGUAAUUUUUAAGAGAGCUUUAUACGGUAUGCCGUAUGUAAAUAGGUGUGAGAUUAAAAAUUUCACCUAGAUCUUCCUUAAAAUUAGGAUUGCAAUUUUAGCCUCACUCGGUGUACGUCUAUUCCGGUUCUUAUACGGUCUAAUUCAAUAAUAACAAACGAUGUUCUUUCAACAUCCAGUUUCUACCUAUAACCGAUUAUGUUGAACCACAGUAAUAAGUUAAAAAAACCCAUUGUCCUUUUUUUGCGACGACACAACGUUCUUGCGGGCUUUAAAGCAAUAAAACAGAUUUUAGACGCAAUUUCACUUCAACAUUGUACGUGAUGUCGUGUCACGUACGUCGUGUAGGUGGUCCCGGAAUGUCUUCACUUCAUUGUACCACCUCUACAAUACGGGUUGCCAAAAAGUUGCAAUUGCUGUAUUGCUGGCUAAGAGUCUGCCUGCACUGCGAAUUUUUUCUCGCAAUG
Messenger RNA from Aricia agestis (brown argus), 4955 nucleotides. RefSeq lists its product as uncharacterized. Gene Ontology annotation, molecular function: protein binding. Bases 62 to 3106 code for a protein of 1014 amino acids. The transcript is spliced from 13 exons. Lineage: Eukaryota; Metazoa; Arthropoda; Insecta; Lepidoptera; Lycaenidae. The record is from RefSeq and is a predicted model, not a curated record.